UUCCCGUUGGCUGCUCUUGAUGAUGUCAUCAAUGUGCGCCCCGUUCCUUCAUUCUGUCGUGUUUUCCGUGAGGCAUUAAUCUGUUAGAAGCUUUUGUUCCACCUGCAGCGUGCUGUUAACCCGCUGGUCGUGUUUUCUGUGGUCACACCGGGAAGUGUUAGCUGAACCUGGGCAUGGAGGCCGCGGAGGAGAAGACGGGCUCCAUCUCUGCGGCUCAGCUCCGGGCGGAGAAACGGAGAAGGAAACUGCUGCUCAACUCGGAGGACAGAAUGAACAGAAUCGUUGGAUUCGCUAAAAACGAGCCGGAUCACAGCGCAGCCGCCCUGCGUCCCGCCGAACCGCGCUUCCACCUGGAUCUGGACAGGUCAGAGCCGUGGUCCUCGCCUUCGCCCAGGCCGCCUCCCUUCCUGUCGGAGGCGCCGGGCGUCCGCUCCCACACCGCCACGCCGGAGAGGCGGGGCUCCCCGCUGCCGGACUUCGGCCAGCCUCGCAGGGCGUCUCUGGAGGGCGACGUCGGAGGACUCCGCCACAGAGCGAAGGCGGAGCGGCCAUCAGACGAGGCCGGCGGCUCGCCGCGCCCAGGCCUCCAUCAGUACUUAUCUCGCUUCGAUGACGCCAUGAAGCUUCGGAGCCAGCUGGCCAAUGAGAAGCCGGAGCAGGACGGCGGUUCUGACGUAGAGGAGUUCGAUCCGUUUCGGGUCUUCCGGCUGGUCGGCAGCGUCCUCCUCGCUGUUUUCGUCAGAGUUUUCGUCUGCAAGUAUCUGUCAAUAUUUGCUCCAUUUCUGACUCUUGAACUUGCCUACAUGGGAUUGUCAAAAUACUUCCCAAAGGUGGAGAAGAAAACCAAAACCACGGUUCUGACAGCCGCCCUGCUGCUGUCCGGCAUCCCGGCCGAAGUCAUCAGCCGCUCCAUGGACACCUACCGCAGGAUGGGCGACGUCUUCUCCGACCUCUGCGUCUACUUCUUCACCUUCAUCAUCUCCCACGAGAUCCUGACGCUCUUCGGCUCAGAGACGCCCUGACAGAACAAAACCACACCUUCUUCUUCUUCUUCUUCUUCUUCUUCUUCUUCUUCUUCCCCCUCCUCAUACCGAUGAGGCUUACUCGUUUGCGCCCCCUGUUGUUUACAUUCUGCUGCCUUAUGUUGAGGGCUGCACCCCCUGGAUGGGCUCUUCAGCUCUAAUUGGAGUCCAGUGUCUAAACCUGCAUGUUGAUUUUACUGCUUACAGAAACUCUGGAAGAGGUUUCAUGUUUUGACUUUGUUUGCAUACCAGGUCCAUGCUCUACAGAACACUGUAAAAAACAGAAUCUGACCAAGUAUUUUUCAUCUAGUUUCCAGUACAAACAUUUGAACCAUUUGAAUUUAUACAAAACUAACUUACAAGUAAGUUUUCAGAAGCUUGUUUCGAGUAAAUAAUUCCUUAAUUUCGAUGAAAACGUUCCAGUUACACUGGCAGAUUAUUUAACUUAAAACUACAUUUUCCGUUAAGAGCAAUUAAGCAUUUUGACAUAAUAUGGAGCCAUUAUGAAGAGAUGCUGCACUGCAAAAACACUAAAUCUUACCAAGUAGUUUUAGUGCAAAUGUCUCAAGUGUCCUUGAAAUAAGACAAAACUAGCAAUAAACUGCA
This is a messenger RNA of Poecilia latipinna (sailfin molly), 1628 nucleotides long. Its product is annotated as calcium signal-modulating cyclophilin ligand-like. The coding region runs from base 174 to 1022 and encodes 282 amino acids. Gene Ontology annotation, biological process: tail-anchored membrane protein insertion into ER membrane. Gene Ontology annotation, cellular component: GET complex. The record is from RefSeq and is a predicted model, not a curated record. The transcript is spliced from 4 exons. Lineage: Eukaryota; Metazoa; Chordata; Actinopteri; Cyprinodontiformes; Poeciliidae.